AACUCAUCUUUUCACUACAAUUAGUUUCAUUACACUGACUUUUUUUCACUUCUGGCAGUGAUGGAUUUCACAUCAGCUAACGGACAACACUUUAAUGAAAAACAGUACAAGCCACUAAAGAGAAAAAUGACACAUGAAGCUCAUGAACAACCUGAGCUCCAGACCAAAAAGAGAGACAUUUAUGAUCACUACAUCCUGGGAGAGCUGCUUGGGUAUGGAAGCUUUGGUUGCGUCUACGCAGGGGUUCGAAUAUCAGAUGGUAAAAAGGUGGCCCUGAAAAUCAUGAACAAAAUAAAUAAUCAUCAAAACAUCACCAUUGCCGGUGACGCACGCAGCCUGCCUGUUGAGGUGGCAUUAUUAGAACUCGUGUGCAAGCCGCCUCAUUGUCCAUUCGUAAUACAGCUGCUAGAAUGGUUUGAGACACCUGAUGCCAUCAUCUUGGUCCUGGAGCGGCCCGACCCCUGUGUUGACCUUUUCGACUUUUUGACGAAUAACAUAAUGAUUGAAACUGAAAUUAUAUUUAUCGUGCAGCAAAUUGUUCUUGCCGCAUGUCACUGCCGUAAUCAAGGUGUGUUUCAUCGAGACAUCAAAGCUGAAAAUGUUCUCUUGAACCUCUGA
Silurus meridionalis is the source of this 618-nucleotide messenger RNA. RefSeq names its product serine/threonine-protein kinase pim-2-like. The transcript is spliced from 5 exons. Bases 61 to 618 code for a protein of 185 amino acids. Lineage: Eukaryota; Metazoa; Chordata; Actinopteri; Siluriformes; Siluridae. The record is from RefSeq and is a predicted model, not a curated record. Gene Ontology annotation, biological process: protein autophosphorylation; negative regulation of apoptotic process; regulation of mitotic cell cycle. Gene Ontology annotation, cellular component: cytoplasm. Gene Ontology annotation, molecular function: ATP binding; protein serine/threonine kinase activity.